This is a messenger RNA of Lepisosteus oculatus (spotted gar), 5222 nucleotides long. RefSeq names its product RAD23 homolog A, nucleotide excision repair protein b (gene rad23ab). Gene Ontology annotation, biological process: proteasome-mediated ubiquitin-dependent protein catabolic process; nucleotide-excision repair. NCBI's taxonomy places the organism in Eukaryota, Metazoa, Chordata, Actinopteri, Semionotiformes, Lepisosteidae. The record is from RefSeq and is a predicted model, not a curated record. Gene Ontology annotation, molecular function: damaged DNA binding; polyubiquitin modification-dependent protein binding; ubiquitin binding. Gene Ontology annotation, cellular component: cytosol; nucleoplasm.
AAAUCUUGAAAGUCCUAAAAUAUAAGGUGCAAAUAACCAUUGUGAGCCGUGGUAUGAUCGAAAAAAAAAAAAGGACAGACAGUAGUUCAUCAGUAGUCAUUACCACCGCCGCUACAAGCCGUAAAGUGUAACUUGGGUUUGUAGCAGGGAGUCCGUCGUUGAUUUAAGUGAGCUUUCUGUGGGAGUUCGUGUGUUGUCUUAGCCAGCAAGUAGAUGGCGUCUGACUGCAGUUUCCAUCCUUGACACUCAGAAAGCUGAGUCACAGAACUGGCAACCCUGGUAACGGCAACCGUGAAGGAGCUGGACAAUUCGCGUUAAUUUAUCGAUAUUAACAACUGCUUGGAAGAUGUUGACGAUUACACUGAAAACUCUCCAGCAGCAAACCUUUAAGAUAGAGAUAGACCCGGAGCUGACGGUCAAAACUCUGAAGGAGAAGAUCGAGGCAGAGAAAGGAAGUGAAUCUUAUCCAGCCUCGGGGCAGAAGCUCAUCUAUGCAGGUAAAAUCUUAAAUGAUGACAUACCUUUAAAAGACUACAAAAUAGACGAGAAGAACUUCGUUGUGGUGAUGGUGACGAAGCCCAAACCCGCCUGCCCCCCGCCGCCCCCCAGCCAAGCCCCUCCUGCCCCGGCUGUGGUCAGCAUGCCGCCCCCUGCUCCCGCCCCCCCUGCGGUGACCCCUGCCCCCUCAGAAGAGUGCGUCCCUCCGGAGGCCGAGCCCCCCUCCGCGCCCCCUUCUACCCCGGCCGCCACCGCGGAGACCGUAGAGGCGACGCCAGGGGUACCCAGCGCCCCGAGCGAGGGGAAACCCCAAGAGGAGCCCAAAGAUCAACCGGCUGCUGCCCCUCUGCCACCUCCCCCCUCUUCCUCCAGCAUCGCAGAAGAUCUGAGCCUUUUAGAAGAAGCAGCCUCUAUAUUAGUCACAGGGCAAGCGUAUGAGAAUCUGGUGACGGAGAUCAUGUCUAUGGGCUAUGAGAGAGAGCAAGUUAUAGCAGCACUAAGGGCAAGUUACAAUAACCCUGACCGAGCGGUGGAGUAUCUACUCACAGGGAUCCCUGCUGAACCAGACCUCCCACCCAGAGAGGUAGCCCGACCCCCUCCUGUGACGAACCCCGCCCCCCAGGCCACUGAGAGACCCCAGCCCGCCCCGGCUGCAAGUGGCGCCGUGCCGUCGUCCGGGAACCCGCUGGAGUUCCUGAGGACUCAGCCCCAGUUCCAGCAGAUGCGUCAGAUCAUCCAGCAGAACCCGGCUCUGCUGCCUGCGCUUCUCCAGCAGCUGGGCAGGGACAACCCCCAGCUGCUCCAGCAAAUCACGCAGCACCAGGAGCGGUUUGUCCAGAUGCUGAAUGAGCCGCUGGGAGAAGCGGGAGGAGAAGGGGCCGAAGGUCAAGGGGCUCCACAGACGAACUACAUCCAGGUCACGCCACAAGAAAAAGAGGCCAUCGAAAGGUUAAAAGCCCUGGGCUUUCCAGAGGGACUGGUAAUUCAAGCCUAUUUCGCGUGUGAGAAAAACGAAAAUCUGGCGGCCAAUUUCCUCCUGCAGCAGAAUUUCGAUGAUGAGUAAAGAAGCACUGUGGACAGGGAGAAACGGGGUGGGGGGGUUACUGGGGGGGCUGGGGGGGGAGAUAUCAGCGGGUGCCAUGAGUGUGCGUGUGGGCCGGAGGGAUCAGAGCACCUCACCCGUCCUAGAGAUGCUUUUCCUGGAGAGAGCCGUGAUGUGAAGCACUCUUUAGUACAGCGCUUGUUCGCUGCCAGACGACCUGCGCUCCUCUGCGCACUCUGCCCACAUCAUUGCUGCUGCUGCUCCUGCUGCUUCUGCUAGUUCAGUCUUUAGGAGUACAGAGCUGCAGUUUUCUUUUCCUUUAUACAACUACGCCUUAUUUAUUUUUUUAAAUUUUAUUUUGCUCCCCAAUCUACCCCCCCCCCACCCACCGACCUACCCACCCACCCCUAACGGGUCGCCUGGGGGAAGCAGGAAGCCAUCUGACGAAAACCGUGGGAAAACGACAAUCAGAUUCUCUCCAAAAGCACGGUCCCUUCUUGGCCAUUUAUUUAUUAUGGAGGCCACCAGCAGCUGCUUGGAGCUCCUCGUGUGUCACAUUUAGUUUGCCUGUACCUUGCCAAGAAUUACAUUUUAAUGCAAUACCUCUGAACUGUAUCAUCGAGCAAAAAAAAAAAAGUCACAUAUCUUAUUAAAAAAAAAAUCAAAGCUGGAUGUAGUUAUUUAUUAGUAUAUCUAUCCAACACCACGCUAGCAAAUUUAAUUUUAAGCUCAGCUCAGUAACUGUACAUAUACCUCUUUCCUGUAAGUAAAUGUGAUAGAAAUGGCAACAUCACAUUCUGAAGUGUUCCAGCCAGUACUGUUUACCAAUAAAUAACAAAGUAAAACGUUUGAUUAUAUUACGCUUGAUCUCUUCUAAGGAAAAGCGUUGGCUUAUGAAAUGAGAUCCACUGGAGACUGGGAUCGUAAUUGGAUCCACUACACCAUUAUGAAGCUGGCACGUGUUGCAGUGUUGUGUUUUUCUUACGAUUGGAGCACGGCUUGCUUGAGAAUAUCAAACGUGUUCCGAUACCUGUUUUGCUCUUUACCAGUAAAUUGAGGUGUGUAUUGCUUUAAAAAAAAAUAGUUUGAGGAUCUGUUAACGGAAUUGUGCCCUUAUAAAACGUUUUUGAAGUAUAGGCUUAUUUUCAAAAAGAAAAUAACCUCUAUCCCUCCAAUUUAUGUGAAACAUGAAAACUGUAGGUGGUGUUUUAGCAGCCUCCCAGUACAGUAUUUGAAGAUCCUGCUGCCAAAAUAUAUCAUGUUUGUGGAUUUGUACAGAGUGUUUAUAUGAAGUGUAUUUUUUUUAUUCAUAUAAAUAAAGCCAAAAGAUAAUGCUUAGAUUAUAUACUUUUUUCAGGUAGCUGUAAUGAGGGAGAAAUUAAUAGUGGCAGCACUGUCCCACCCCUAGUCAUUGAAAUUCUGAGCCCCACAAGCUGGUUUCUAAAAAACUAAAAAACAGACAUGUGCUGAUUUAGAUACAAUUGAUAAUCGCUUCAUUGAUAAUAACAGCUCAGAUGGACCACAAUUCAGGAGAUGGCACCAUCUACGCUUGAUCCAGGGCAAGGAGUGAGGAUCACUGCACUGGGAACUAAAUAUACUGGCAUCUUCAGUGAAAUUGCACAGAUCAACGUCACUGUCUUAAACCACUGGGAUGCUCUGAUUUUUCUUAUUCGGUGUUAUUUUAGUUAGCUAGUGGGCUUUUAUUUUUUUCAUCCAUUGAUGUUUCUAAAUUCCAUUUGGACUUCCAUCAAUUCCGUACAAAUCGCAAGGCUUCAGAAAUGAUGCGUGUGAAAAAUCAGUAAGAAUAUUGACUCAGUUAUCCUGCCACAGUUGUUUCUUCCGAUUGUUUUUUUUUUUUUUGGAGGAAAUUGGAUGUUUCAGCAUGAUGAUGUAGCAUUGAUACCUUUGUCACUACUAUGUUUGCAGUCAAACUUCCUUAAAAAUCAUACUGGAACUAUAGAAGUUCUUUAUGUGUAGGAGAUUUAGACUUUAAUGUUAAUCACAAGACUGAUGAUUCCAAAAAUUGGUGAAAUUGAGUCAGUUAUUCUGCCACAAGGCUACUUCAGUAUUACAGCUGUGUGGCUUAGUUCUGAAUUGUACAUGUCGGUUAUAAUGAAAUUAUCACCUCCAGGUUUGAAAAUGUGCUUUGAAAGGGGGGUUUUGGUUGGCAAACAAAUAAAAUGGAAAAUGUUUUGUUUCUGUCAUUUUUAAAAGUAUUAAAAAUACUUGGACACGGGAGUCUGUUCCCUCCAAAUAAUCGGUUUUAUAAUCUAAAAGUGACCUUUUCCUGUAUUUUUCUCAACACCGUCCUGUUUAAGAAAAUAUUUCACAAACCUUUAAAGUAUGAAAUGUUCCACAGUGGCAAAAACAUUUACCUAUUAAUCAGUGUGAGAUGUCUUGCUUCCCUGUAGCUUAUAGACAUGAUUAACUUGAAUUUCUAUUAGUAACAACUUGGUCAGCAUUGUGUAUUUUGAGUUUGUUUUGUUUCAUGUGUGCUCUGCUUGACUAUUUCUUCUUUAGAUCAUUUGCUAUGAGAAGUAACUAUUCCAUGAAAAAACAACUUUUGAGAUGUAUACACAGUCACACUAAGCUUGUUUUCUGUCCUGUGAUCAUGCACAGAUUAGUUUCUCUUCAUGGGCUGAUACAUUUCCAAUUUGCUGUGCUUUUAUAGAAAGACUCCAAUACAGCUAUCAAAAAAUGCUCCUAGCAGAGUGUCACUAAAAUGUUGAUUACGUGAGGGAAGCAAAUUAGUGUAAAACACCGCUUGAGGUGGAGGGUGGUAGCAAAACAUAAAAUCUAUAAAACUGGGGGGGACAUAUUUUAGUGUUACACCUGAUAAGCAGUGUGCAAUGGAGGCUUCAAUUGUGUGACACUAAAUAGUCUCCCUCUUGUUUUUAUUAGCUACUGGUUUCAAGAAAUAGUUAAGAUGUUUUUUUUUCUAAUUUCAGCAUCAAUGAUGAACAUUAUAUGAUGUACAGUGAGAAAGCAGUACAUCUACAUCAAUUAUUCCUGUAUUCCCUAGACCUACUUAUUUAACAUUGAAAUUGUAGCAUCGAAUUCCUUCCCAAUUUCUAAAAAAAAAAAAAAGCACUUCACUAUGGAAGUGCAUGAGAGGUAUGCGUAUGGUUCGCUAUUUCUGCAGCGUUCAUUAAAGCGAAUUAGAAGAAUUUAGAGUGGAAAGAAAUGCAGAGAUGCAAAACUUGUUGGCCGAAGCACAAAGUGCAUUGAAAUAAAAUAAGAGCAGCUUUCUCCUUGACUGUACCGAAUGACUCAGUUUUUCUUUUCUUGUGUUGCUGUCAUGAUAAUGUGUGAUCAACGCUGAACCUUCCUGUUUAAAGAGACGGCACUUUAACUGCGAGAAUGUUGCCCUGAGAGAUGGGAGAGGUGCAUGUGUUUUUUUUUUAAGUUACCUAGUGCCCUGUUGGACCUUCGGCAUGCUGUAGAACUCAUUUAUGUAUCGCAGUGGUGGUGAUUUUUCUCUUUGACUUCCUGGGUAUUUCUCUGUUUGAAGUUUCAGAUUUUAUUUCAGUUUUUUUUUGCCUUUCUGGGGAGGGGAAAAGAAGAAAAGUUUUAGCCUUAACUGCAUUACUUCCUGAAGGCUCAGUUUGCUGAAUGGUUCUGGGAUUCAUCGAUUUCAGCAUUAUGUAAAAAAUAAAUAGCUUUUACAAAGCUUUACAACAGA